GCUGUUACAUGGUAUGAGUGAACGCAGCAUUGUGCAGUAAAGCGAAGAUUUACACCACCAACGUCGCACUCUGAAAGAGAAAGCUCUAAUGCAGUUCUAGAAUGAUCCAGAUUACUGAGUGCAGCCUGUAGGCAUGACCGAGAGCACUGCUAUCAGGGGCCGAUUUCUAAUUAACUGAGGUACCUGUAUUGGUGACGUAGACGCGCUCAUGUGGAGGGGGGAGUGAGGGAUGGAGUCGGGUCGGAGCAGAACGGGGUCUCACGCGGAGCUGAGGUACUUUGGUUCAGUCUGUGGCAGAGUCGAGACACUCAGUUGCCGGACACCAUCAACGGAAAACAAUCAGCGUUCAACUGUGCAAGAUUUAGAGCUUUGCUAAUAAAUACAUACUUAUGGUAGAUGGCAUUGUCUGAGACAACCGGAGGGGAUUCUUCAGCCCAUUUCUCAAGCUGAAUCCAAAUGACACUUCCUCCACCCAAAAGUCCCCCGAUGACCACAGAACUCCACUUAUAGUCGGAGAAUGCUGCACAAUGUGUGACACGGUCGUCCGACUGCAAUUGAUUGGUGCAAGAAGCGUCCUUCCCUCAACCAGAGCAUGACACUCUCGACAGUGGACAGUUGGAAAAGGGCUUCGGAAAUGAACCCCUGUGGACAGCCACAAGACUGGGUCAGUGGCAGGAGCACGGCUAGGUAAAGAAGCAGAGGUAUUCGUGUGAGGAGAAAAAGCAUACAACUAAAAAAAAGUGGGGGGCAAACGAUCGCAUCAGCAAAGACAUACAACCUCAAAUCAUGGGGAUACAGCAUCUUCUGCUUCUUUUGAUUUACUUGGACCCGCUGAAUGUACUGUGCGCGGCUACAGCCAACAAGAAGAAAAACGCUCCAAAGCGGAAUCAGAAGAUGAAGGAGGUGAACGGCACGGAGGCGCCUACUGCGGUUCCGCGGCGAAACACUCAGGUCCAGGCACCUUCGAUCGCUACCCAUGACACGUGCCUGGGCUACUAUGACGUGAGCGGAGCGUACGAUAAAGUGUUCGAGUGCAACAAUACCGAGCACCGCUACUGUUGUGGAAGUUGUUUCCUGCGCUAUUGCUGUGCAGAAAAAGGGAAACGCAUAGAACAGAAAACUUGCACAAAUUAUAACACCCCAGAUUGGAUCAAAACGCAGCCUCCCUCCCCGGCACCAACAGGUGACACUUACGACCCUGACUUGGAUCAGACUAACACAACGGUAUACAUCACCUGUGGUGUCAUAGCUUUUAUCAUCCUCAUCGGAGUUUCUGCAAAAGUUGCCUACGACAAAGCAACCAAGCCCCCUCAGGAAAUGAAUGUCCAUAGAGCCCUUGCAGACAUUUUGAGGCAACAAGGACUAAAUAAGGAGAAUGAAAAUAUUGCAGCAUUGGAGGGUUCACCCAAAGACAUGGACACACCUCUCCGGACGUCCAAGAACCAUUACACCCCAGUUCACACCAUGCUAGCAAACCACGGGCACUACGGGAAAGAGAACUUCCGCCAAGGCCAACUUGAUCAUAACUUCAUCUCCUCUGGAUUCGUGACACUGGGACGACCGCACCUAAAAGCGCAGCACUCUGUAGACGAUUUAGGGCAGCUGUCCUGGCAGGGAGAUCUGGACGUUCCUAAUAUCUCCUACAGCAGCCACCAACAUGAUUAUCAACAUAGUCACCUGGAUCUUACCCAGGCCCACACACCUAAAAUUGCCCACAGACAAAUGAGACAUGAGAAGCCCCAGCGCAUGAACAACAUCCUAACCUCGCAGACAGAGCCAUACGACCUGGACAUGUCCUUCUCACGCUCCUUCCAGAACCUCACCCACCUGCCUCCCAACUACGAACUGGCGGCAAUGAGCAAAGCUGACUUAAGUGAUAAGGACAUAGAUGAGUACUACAUGCGGAAGCGACACCAAGACUUGGCAGGUCGGCAGAUUCUGCAGCCGCCCCACAUGGUGAAGCUGAACACAGAGCCCCACCAGCAGCACCGUCAGCGGCCUCACCGUGUCCAGAGGGCCAUGUCCCAGGACCAUGUGCUGUCCCCAGAGAGGACCCCACGCCAUGGCUACGGCCUCUCAGCCUACAACAUGGGCGUCUCUUCCUACGGCAGCCGCAUUCUCUCAGAGGAGCAGCUGCUCUCCGCAGACCGCCUCCAGUCCCAGGACCCCCUGCUCUCACCAGACAAGAUGCUGUCGCUGCGGCGCUCCAACUUCCGGGAGAAGGCCAUGUCGCGGGCCAUGUCCCAUGUAGACAUUAACUUUGUGCCCACCACACCUGUCAUAGACCGCAGUGAGCGCUACGCUAAGAUGCAAAAGAUGCACUCCCAUCCCACUACCAUCAACGACUCAUACAACACGCUCACCGUCAACCACCCGACCACCAACAAGAGGCAGCAGUUUGCCUCGCGACGGACACACACCGUGGACCAUCUACAGUACAUCCCAGGCCACCAGCACAACAAUCAGUACCGCACAGCCAGUAAGAACGAGGUAACUGUUUAACGAGAGGGUGGCUGGCCAAGGAUUGCUGUGUCAACAGACUGUCAACAGAUGAAAACAGCAGAUACUUCCAGAGGUGUGCAACCUCACCAUAGGUCUUCUUUUCAAAGUAGCCAACAACUAACCCUUCUUGCUUUCAGCUCAAGCUCUCAGUUUCAUUCAGAUUUGGAUCAUCACAACUAGAAUCAACAACCACAAAGACAUCUGUACUUUCUCUAUAAGGCAACAUAAGGGCUUUGCAUGUUGACACAUAAGGAAUGCUUUAUGUGAGGUUAUCCGGAAGAAGACAAUAUUUUUUAAAAAGGGGAAUUGGAAAGGAACUGGAUCAACUUUAUAAAUAUAUACAUAUAUUUACUAUUUGUAUUUUCAGUCCUUGUUAUAGCUUGUUAUAGAGAUUCUUAUUGAACUUAUCUGGUGUUAGAACUUCAAGAGGUGCCUCUCGAAAUUGUUCCCAUUUCAAUGAUGAAGUGGAUUUAUGGGUUAAAAAGCACAAUUAAUGGGGGGUUUUCUCUGUUGGUUUAUUCUUGUUUUUUGGUAACGGCCAGCACAUAUCAGCUUAUUAGUGGAUAUAGUGGCAAUUUCCGUUGCAUAAAUGAUUGUAAAUAGGCUAUAUUAGCAGAAUUAUACACUAAAUGAGAAGAGCUGGACAAGUGGAAUUGUUGAGUUUCUACCCUACAGUCUUUUCACAAUUAAAGAUCACAAUUUCAGAUUAGUCCAAACCCUCAACAAAUACAUGAUACUAACAAACAUGUACAAUAAUGUGUGUGCGUAUGUGUGUAUAUUUUUGUAACUGUGCUUGUAGGAUGAUUGUGUAUGGCUAGGGUUGAAUCAACCUCAUGCCACUGUUAAUUGGCAGCUUUAGACUGUAGGCACACUAGUCCACAGGUGACCAUGUAAACUAAUGCUUCUUUCAAAUUGCUUCAUUUUCUGCACUCAUUCCCUUGCUAUAUAAUCCAAGUGGAUGACAUCCAUUUUGUUUUCAGUUCGGAAAAGCUGCUUUCAUUCUGAUAUACAGUAUUGUUGUAUAUUUGACUCCAUUCAUCAGAGUUGAAGAAUAAUAGUUGUUGUUAUGUGUUUACAAUUGUUACAUUGUUGCAGGUGUGUUGACGUACCUGACACAAUCGACAAAGAGGACAUCAAUAUAAUCACUAGCUAAGCAAGGAUUAAAACUGUGAUUUUUAUGUCCAGAUGUUUUCAUUAAAGCAAUGCCUUAUUGUGUGGAAGCCCAUACUCAUGUUCUUAAUUGUACAAUCAUGCUUGUGUUUUUAUGUCUUGUGUCUAACAUGUCGAUGCGUAACCAGCUUUGUAUGUCAAUUUUUAUCAUGGAUGAUUUACCAGCACUAUAGAAGGACACAAUCAAUUUAUGUGUUAUACCUCAGAAUCUAUAGGACACAAAUUUUACAAGGAUGAAAUUCUUAAGUUAACAAAAUGUUCUUUGAAAAGAAGAAAAGGAAAUUAUUAUUUUAAGCAAAAAACAUAAGAAAAUAGAAUUGAAAAAAAUAUUUCACAUGAGAAAGAAAAAUGUCUUCCACAUUUUCAAAUUCAUCCAGACUUCCUUGUGGACUCCCACUGUGUCCUCUUAUACUUAUAGAGUAACAGACACAUCAAGUACAUGAUUUGUCGUUGUUUUUACUUUUCAACUAUCUCUUCAGUUAACAAGAAAGUCCAAAUAUUAUCGGAAAAUUCUGGGUCAUGGAAAUGGGUAUAUAGACAUCUACUGUAGAGAUGUUGUUAUAUGCAUUUGCUGGUCAUUGACAAUUUCAAACAUUGUCACUGGUGUACUACGUAAAAUGUUAGGAGCUUGCAUAAUAUUGUUACAACUUGUGCAGUGUGUCCAUAUUUAAGACUUAAUUUUGCCAUUUGUCAUUACAACAGAGGCUAACAUUACAACAGAGGCUAACAGAGGCUAACAGAGGCUAACAUUACAACAGAGGCUAACAUUACAACAGAGGCUAACAUUACAACAGAGGCUAACAUUACAACAGAGGCUAACAUUACAACAGGGGCUAACAUUACAACAGAGGCUAACAUUACAACAGAGGCUAACAUUACAACAGAGGCUAACAUUACAACAGAGGCUAACAGAGGCUAACAUUACAACAGAGGCUAACAUUACAACAGAGGCUAACAUUACAACAGGGGCUAACAUUACAACAGAGGCUAACAUUACAACAGAGGCUAACAUUACAACAGAGGCUAACAGAGGCUAACAUUACAACAGAGGCUAACAUUACAACAGAGGCUAACAUUACAACAGAGGCUAACAGAGGCUAACAUUUUUCUUGGUAAAUGAUAUGCUUAUAUCAUUAUAUGACUAGCUAUACUAUAUUGUAUGUUCACAUGCAAUGUAGACACAGUAGAAAUUGAUGCACUUGAAAUAUUAAGAGCAAUUAUUACACUAGUUUCAAGCCCCUGUAUCAGCUAAUAUAUUGAGAGGAUGGCAACUAAAAUGUUCAAGUUAAGGCCAGAGUACCAAAAGCAAAACGUGAUAGUUCAAUAUGGAGUUUCAUAGUGCUUGUCAAGCUCCAAUGAUAGUUUUAUAGCCAUUUUUUAUUGUUGUAGCUAUGUCAGAGCAACAAAGAAAUUGAGCAAUGAAAAAAUGACAUUUGAUGGCCCUGACUCUGACAUGGUGGAGGUGCAACACUGUGUUGUACUGACGUUGCACCACCGGAAUCUUACAGACAUGUCUCUAAGCAACCAUCUAUCUGGCUCAAAUACAUCCACCCCAUCGCAGAGCUCCGGUUUUACUUUCCAGUCUGUCAAUGAUAUUGUCCACAAGAAGCUUUUCCCACACACAUGAGGCUAGAGCCGUAGGUUCUGAGACUAACGUGCUGCUAAGUUGUUGCGUCCCAUGAUCUAUCUGCUGUAAAAGCACUGUUUACUUUUGUUGCAAAUAUUCCUUGCCAUUUAUUAAGCUUGUAUUUUUAUGUGUCAAUGUGGUAUGAAUGAAAAUUCCUUUGUGUCU
Molecule: messenger RNA, 5464 nt
Organism: Oncorhynchus kisutch (coho salmon)
Lineage: Eukaryota; Metazoa; Chordata; Actinopteri; Salmoniformes; Salmonidae
Product: protein shisa-6
Exons: 9
Coding region: 787-2502 (571 amino acids)
Biological process (GO): regulation of short-term neuronal synaptic plasticity; regulation of AMPA receptor activity
Cellular component (GO): postsynaptic density; AMPA glutamate receptor complex; dendritic spine membrane
Source: RefSeq, a predicted model, not a curated record